AAUUGUGGUUUUCGAAGUACAAACACAGACAGCCAGAAAAUUCUGGCUAAGCCAUACCCCACAAUUUGUUUAUGUUUGCUAAUAGAGAUGCUUUCUACGUGUCAUUAUCUUCAUACACCAAUGCCUAACCCCCAACCCACCACGUUUUACGUCACAUAUCGUAAUGCCUUAGACUUUCAACAACAUAACACUCACCUAGGAGGACCGAGAACAAGCAAAUUCUUGUACAUUCGUUGUGGGGUUUUCAAAGUUUGUUCCUUUCAUGGUUCUUUUGGUGAAUUGUGGGAGCAAGAUUGAAUUUUUAGCGUUAUUAUGGAUUUGAGCCAUGAGUUCUGGAGAGUGCCUUUAGCGUGAUGAUGCUGUAAGGUCUGGUUAAUGAUAUUGGUGUGGUUUUGAGAGUACAGUUCAAAUGUGAAUUUACCAAUGCUGAUGCGUGAACACACUAACAAAAUGGUGAUAAUGAAAAGAUAGUAACGUCAAGAAGUGAUCCCUUUUUGAAAAUUUGAAAGAACCCUGCCCGAAAAAUAAGAAAUGGGGUUACCACAAGUGCCUUCAGGCUGCAUUGCUGAGGAAGUGGCAGCAUCACUAGGCACAUUUGUUCAAACUGCACCUAGAAUUGCCAACAUAAGCAACUAUGAGUUUCACUUGUUAGCCGGAGAAGACAUAGAUAAUUGCAGGCAAAUUGAUAUACUUAACUCUGAAAGAAAAAAUAUUCUAGAGCCUUCAAAGGAAUCACAUAUUUCAAGUAUGUGUAAAGAUGGUAAAUUGAAGAUUGACCCCAUGGAACAAAUUGGUAGGUUGUCUGUCAAUGCAGGGCAAACUAUGCAGACACCUAUUUCUAGGACUGUAGGUUUUCAAAUAAGAACAUCCACCCCUCGUGUUAAUGGUUUUGGUGGAAAUGGAUAUUCGUCAACUGUGUUUAAUGUCACCAGUGAUGCAAAUGAUGCAUCUGAGUCACAAGUCAGAAAGAGGUUAUUGUCGCCUUUGAAUGGGAUUCUGCUUGCAGAUCAUUUUAAAAUUGAUCCCCUGGACAUUGGUAAUGGUAUUUAUCAAAGUUGUUCAAAGGCUGGUGAUGAUAAUUCUAAUACUUCACAGGGGUAUAAGAAGGUUCAUGUUGGAAAUUACAACAAUAUUCACUCCAAGAUCUGGCCUUCAUGUUUUCAGGAAUUUUCAUAUUCAUCCUGUGAUGACUCUACUAUAAACCAUAUUGUAUCUAGUCGUGACCAUUCACAUUGUGAACAUACGGAGCCAUGGUCUUAUAAGCAUUUUAAAUCUUCUCCAGCACUUAAUGAUUCUGAAAAAACAGCUAAAAUAAGGCCUCAAACAGCAGCAUUGUCUAUACCACAAAAAAAGGUGUCAUCACCUCCCUUCCCUUUGUCUCCUCUGGGUAAAAAUUCAUCUAAAAAUGAAAAAUUGGGAGGAUGCAGAAAUAUUGAUACUACGUUGGAUGAUGAGAAUUUGCUUGUUAAUGAUGCGGAACAAUCACUUGAGAGAACUUGUCAAGGCAUUUUAUCUGUACAGGAGGUGCCAAGUAACUCGCAGUUCAAUUCCAAAUAUGUUCAGCAAAAGUCUGAGAUUUUUAUUCCUGAUAACAUGAUUGAUAUGAAAGAGUAUUGGAGUCAUCCUUCUAGCUUUCCUCCUCAGGAUGCCAAGUUAUGUGGAUCUGUGAGUAAACUGCCAGUUAGAAGGUCCCUGGUUGGUUCAUUUGAGGAAUCUUUGUUAUCUGGUCGCCUACUAUCUGGGAAAGUUAGUCAGAAAAUUGAAGGCUUUCUUGCUGUGCUGAAUGUAACUGGCGGCAAUUUCUCACCUCAGUCACAAAAAAUACCAUUUGCAGUAACCAGCGUGGACGGAGACAAGUACUUACUUUACUAUUCAUCAAUUAAUCUUUCAGGAAAGCUAUUAUCAAGCAAGUCUAGAGUCACUAAAUUUCAGAGAACCCUUAGCAUGGAUGAAUCACGAUCUGAAAAGAGCCGUAUACGGAUACCUAUGAAAGGACGUAUUCAACUGGUUCUCAGCAAUCCAGAGAGGACACCUAUCCACACCUUCUUUUGCAGUUAUGAUUUGAGUGACAUGCCAGCUGGUACCAAGACAUUCUUGCGGCAAAAGAUCACUUUAACAUCCUCAUCUAGAUCAAUCUCUACGACGGGAAAAGAAGGCCAUACAGAUUCUGACAUCACUGAUGCCAAGUUCUCAUUGAGCUCAGUUACCAGUCAUGGAGAUAAAGAUCAUCUCACCUCAAAAUGUGGAGAGUUUGAUAGUUUAACAUGUACAAAGGCUGGUAAGGAAGAAAACUUGUGUUCAAGAACAUGCCUGGUUAACGAAGACAAAUUUCUACAUGGUUUUUCAAAGGCUAAUGACAAUACUAUUAACACACGCAUAUUGCUUUAUGCACUUCACCUUCGCUUUAUAUGCCCCUUCCCUAAAAGACGUUCAAGGUCUGUUCACAAGUCCAAAUCUGACCCUCCCUCUGCAGAAGGAAGAAAUAUUAUGGACAAUGAACACGAAAGAAAUUUCUACUUGUAUGAUGAUAUGAGGGUAGUGUUUCCUCAGCGUCAUUCAGAUUCUGAUGAGGGCAAGUUACAUGUGGAAUAUCAUUUCCCUUCUAAUCCAAAAUACUUCGACAUCAGCUGCUGAAAUGCCGCUUCUCGCUCAGUGGUUUUUGUACAUAUAGUUGUAAAUGUUCAGUUAACCAUUUUGUACAUAUUGUACCUUAUACAAUUUAUUUCUUAGAAUAUUUGAGGCCAUUUGCAUCCAUGUAAUUUGUAAUUUUGUAAAUUGGAUAGUCGCUGUCCAUUUUUUAUUCACAGUACUUUGAUUAAUUGUGCUGUUACUCUCCUACAACUGGCAUUAGAUGGCUCAAUUGAGAUCUGUGGCCGAAACAGAAAUACCAUUAUGCUCAUACAAUAAGAGUGACAUCAAACACAAUAUUCUCUAAGUUUCAUAGAAGAUGAGAAGUAAGACUAGAAGAGGUUAAUGGGCAAGG
This is a messenger RNA of Abrus precatorius (Indian licorice), 2983 nucleotides long. RefSeq lists its product as uncharacterized. The coding region runs from base 532 to 2634 and encodes 700 amino acids. The record is from RefSeq and is a predicted model, not a curated record. Lineage: Eukaryota; Viridiplantae; Streptophyta; Magnoliopsida; Fabales; Fabaceae. The transcript is spliced from 6 exons.